UUGCUGAGGGCGAUUGGGGGCGAGAGCGAGGCUGUGGAGCAGGCAAGAGGCGACGGCGGGAGCUAGAGAGGGCGCAGCGCUAGGGUGGCCGCGCGAGGGGAGCGGCCGCCCGGGCUCGGGCCCGGGCCGUGCGAGGCGGCAGAGGCGGCCCAGGGUCUGGCCGCCACCAUGACCGAGGAGUCAGAGGAGACAGUCUUGUACAUUGAGCACCGCUAUGUCUGCUCCGAGUGCAACCAGCUCUAUGGCUCCCUGGAGGAGGUGCUCGUGCACCAGAACUCCCAUGCGCCCCAGCAGCACUUUGAACUGGUGGGUGUGGCUGAGCCUGGAGUCACCGUGACCACAGAGACAGCUUCUGGCACGGGCCUCUAUCAAACGCUAGUGCAGGAGAGCCAGUACCAGUGCCUGGAAUGUGGGCAGCUGCUGCUGUCGCCCAGCCAGCUCCUGGAGCACCAGGAACUGCACCUGAAGAUGAUGGCGCCCCCGGAGGCUGUGGCAGCUGAGUCGCCGCCCAAGGCCCCAACCCUGAGCUCCAGCACCAUUCACUAUGAGUGUGUGGACUGCAAGGCGCUCUUCGCCAGCCAGGAGCUCUGGCUGAGCCACCGGCAGAUGCACCUCCGGGCCACUCCCACCAAGUCUGCCCCUGUGGUGCUGGGGUCCCCAGUUGUGCUGGCCCCUCCUGUGGGCCAGACCCGUGUGGCUGUGGAGCACUCGUACCGCAAGGCAGAAGAAGGUGGAGAAGGGGCAGCUGUCCCCUCUGCUGCCGCUGCCACGACUGAAGUGGUCACUGAGGUGGAGCUGCUGCUCUAUAAGUGCUCCGAGUGCUCCCAACUCUUCCAGCUGCCUGCUGACUUCCUGGAGCACCAGGCUACCCACUUCCCUGCCCCAGAGUGUGAGGAGCCAGCCCUGCAACCAGAGACCUUGACCUCGCUGCCAGCAGAGGUGCCCGUGUCUCAGCCUGAGCCCGUGCCCGCCUCGGACCACAGUUAUGAGCUGCGCAAUGGUGAAGCCGUCAGUCGCGAUCGCCGGGGGCGCAAGGCCCGGAGGAACAACAGUGGAGAGGCUGGCGGGGCAGCCACCCAGGAGCUUUUCUGCUCCGCCUGUGACCAGCUCUUUCUCUCGCCUCACCAGCUGCAGCAGCACCUGCGGAGUCACCGGGAGGGCGUCUUUAAGUGUCCCCUAUGCAGUCGCGUCUUCCCCAGCCCUUCCAGUCUAGACCAGCACCUUGGAGACCACAGUAGCGAGUCUCACUUCCUCUGUGUGGAUUGUGGCCUGGCCUUUGGCACAGAGGCUCUCCUCCUGACCCACCGGCGAGCUCACACCCCGAAUCCCCUGCACUCGUGUCCAUGUGGAAAGACCUUUGUCAACCUCACCAAGUUCCUUUAUCACCGGCGCACCCACGGGGCUGGGGGUGUUCCUCUACCCACGGUUCCAGUCCCGCCUGAGGAGCCUGUCUUGGGUUUCUCCGAGCCGGCCCCAGCAGAAACAGGAGAGCUAGAGGCCCCAGAGCCCCCCGUGUCGGAGGAGAGCUCAACAGAGCCAGUGGCCCCUGGCACCUACCGCUGCCUCCUCUGCAGCCGUGAAUUUGGCAAAGCACUGCAGCUGACCCGGCACCAACGUUUUGUGCACCGCCUGGAGCGGCGCCACAAGUGCAGCAUCUGUGGCAAGAUGUUCAAGAAGAAGUCGCAUGUGCGGAACCACCUGCGCACGCACACGGGUGAGCGGCCCUUCCCCUGCCCUGAUUGCUCCAAGCCCUUCAACUCACCUGCCAACCUCGCCCGCCACAGGCUCACGCACACCGGGGAGCGGCCCUACCGCUGUGGGGACUGUGGCAAAGCUUUCACACAAAGUUCCACACUGAGGCAACACCGCCUGGUGCAUGCGCAGCACUUCCCCUAUCGCUGCCAGGAGUGCGGUGUGCGCUUCCACCGACCCUACCGCCUGCUCAUGCAUCGCUACCACCACACGGGUGAGUACCCCUACAAGUGUCGCGAGUGCCCCCGCUCCUUCCUGCUGCGUCGGCUGCUGGAGGUGCACCAGCUCGUGGCCCAUGCAGGGCGUCAGCCUCACCGCUGCACGUCUUGUGGGGCAGCCUUCCCGUCUUCCCUGCGGCUCCGUGAGCACCGUUGUGCAGCUGCCGCUGCCCAGGCCCCACGGCGCUUUGAGUGUGGCACCUGUGGCAAGAAAGUGGGCUCCGCUGCCCGCUUGCAAGCACACGAGGCGGCCCACGCAGCUGCUGGGCCUGGAGAGGUCUUGGCUAAAGAGCCCCCAGUGCCUCGGGCCCCACGGGCUCCCCGUUCUCCUGUCGCCUCCCCUCCGGCCCUGGGAGGCCCGGCCGCUGCCACAACCACCCCUGCUGCUCCUGCUCGCCGUCGCGGCCUGGAGUGCAGCGAGUGCAAGAAGCUCUUCAGCACAGAGACGUCACUGCAGGUCCACCGGCGCAUCCACACCGGCGAGCGGCCCUAUCCGUGCCCAGACUGUGGCAAAGCCUUCCGCCAGAGCACACACCUGAAGGACCACCGGCGCCUGCACACUGGGGAGCGACCCUUUGCCUGUGAAGUGUGUGGCAAGGCCUUUGCCAUCUCCAUGCGCCUGGCUGAACAUCGCCGCAUUCAUACAGGGGAACGGCCCUAUUCCUGCCCAGACUGUGGCAAGAGCUACCGCUCCUUCUCGAACCUUUGGAAGCACCGUAAGACCCACCAGCAGCAGCAUCAGGCAGCUGUGCGGCAGCAGCUGGCUGAGGCGGAGGCGGCUGUUGGCCUGGCUGUGAUGGAGACUGCAGUGGAGGCCUUGCCCCUGGUGGAGGCCAUUGAGAUCUAUCCCUUAGCUGAGACUGAAGGGGUCCAGAUUAGUGGCUGACUACCCUGUUGCCCCAAGAACCCCCAGACCCUAUUGCUGAAGGACCUCCUCCAACCCGUCCCAACUCUGUAAAUACACCCACCCCUUCCUUCACCCAUCCUAACUGCUUCAUAAGUUCGAUAGCUGGAUUUAUUGUCUUCCAGGGGGAGCUGGAUUUAUUGACUUCCAGGGGGAGGGUGCUCUGGGAU
This is a messenger RNA of Sorex fumeus (smoky shrew), 3044 nucleotides long. RefSeq names its product zinc finger protein 574 (gene ZNF574). The transcript is spliced from 2 exons. NCBI's taxonomy places the organism in Eukaryota, Metazoa, Chordata, Mammalia, Eulipotyphla, Soricidae. The coding region runs from base 169 to 2856 and encodes 895 amino acids. The record is from RefSeq and is a predicted model, not a curated record. Gene Ontology annotation, biological process: regulation of cytokine production; negative regulation of transcription by RNA polymerase II; regulation of immune system process.